CGCUACGGUUCAUUCAGUAGUAUUAAGACGAGUGAUGAACAUCCGUGGCGCAGCGACGCACCACGUUCAGCACCAAAACAAGCCCUGAGUAGCGCACGGCGGAGUCACCAUUGUGGAGUACCGUGGCCUGCAAGGAGAGGACGCCCCGUGACAGACAGACGCGCGACUCUGGAUAUUUGUCUCACCCGCACCUUUGGAUAACUUGGAGAUUGGAAGCGCGUUCCGAGGACGCUGCUGACGCACGGCGCACGGGAGCUACAGCAGCGCUCCCUGGGAGUGAAGACGGAUUUAUUCGUGCUGCAUAGAGAUUUUUCGCCCCCUCGGUGUAAAUACUUUGGAAUAGGUUUUGCCGCUUGGCUGUCUGGUGACGCGGCUGCCGUGGAGAAGCGAGAAGGAUGGCAGCCUGGUUCACCUUUACCAUCGCGUUCAGCACCACGUUGAUAACACAGGUAUUUGGAUCCGGUGUUUUUGAGCUGGAUCUCCACGAAUUCAAAAACCACAAAGGUUUGCUGGCAAACGGAAACGCGUGCAAACCCCAUUGCAGGACUUAUUUUAGGAUUUGCUUGAAAAACUAUCAGGCUGUGGUGUCGCCAGGUGACUGCAUCUUUGGGAAUACAAUGACACCCGUGCUGGGGACAAACUCUUUCAGCGCCAAGGACAGUGGCACUUUACCUAGACCAAUUCAAAUACCGUUCACCUAUGGAUGGCCGGGCUCAUUUUCAUUAAUAAUUGAAGCCUGGCAUUCACCUUAUGGAAAUCUACCUGUAGAUACCAACAAUCCAGACUUUUUGAUUAGCCUUUUUGCCUUCCAAAGACAGCUGGGUGUCGGGACUGAUUGGUCCCAGGACACACAGAUCGGAACGCAGACGGAGUUGAGGUUUUCAUACCGAUUUAUCUGCAACGAGAGCUACUACGGAGAGAGCUGUUCCAAGAAAUGCACGCCCAGGGACGACCGAUUCGGCCACUACACCUGCACCCGAGAUGGCGAGUUGUCCUGUCUGCCCGGCUGGAAGGGCAAAUACUGCGAAGAACCUAUUUGUCUGGAGGGCUGCAGCGAGCGCAACGGAAACUGCUCCAGACCUGGCGAGUGUGUCUGCAGGGACGGCUGGCAAGGCCCGUUCUGCGACGAGUGUAAGAAGUACCCGGCCUGCAAGCACGGCACCUGCCAGCUGCCGUGGCAGUGUAACUGUCAGGAGGGCUGGGGAGGCCUAUUAUGUGACCAAGAUCUGAACUUCUGCACCCAUCACCAUCCUUGUGUGAAUGGCGCCACCUGCAUGAACACGGGCCAGGGCAGCUACACGUGCACGUGCCUGCCGGGCUUCACCGGCGUGAACUGCGAGCUGGAGAUGCAGGCGUGCGACAGCAACCCCUGCAGGAACGGCGGCACAUGCGCAAAUCUGGAGAGCGGCUACCGGUGCACGUGCCCCCGGGGCUUCGAGGGCCCCCACUGCGAGCACGGCCUGCUGACGUGCACCGAGUCGCCCUGCUUCCACGGCGGCAAGUGCUGGGACAAAGACGACGGCCGCAGCUACAUGUGCGAGUGCCUCCGCGGCUACACCGGCCUCAACUGCGAGAAGAGAGUGGACAAGUGCACGUCGCUUCCCUGCGCUAAUGGUGGCCUGUGCGUGAUGCACGGCGGCACGCGCAUGUGCAGCUGCCGCUCGGGAUUCACCGGCCCGCGCUGCGAGAUCAACAUCAACGAGUGCGCCGGCGGGCCCUGCCUCAACGGCGGCACCUGCCAGGACCGGAUCAACGACUACACGUGCGCCUGCGCCGCCGGCUACGACGGACGCAACUGCGAGCGGAUCCUGGACGACUGCUCGCUCCAGCCCUGCCUCAACGGCGGCCUGUGCACCGGCGGCGGCGGGCCGGGCAGGCCUCCCGCCAUGUGCACCUGCCCCGACAACUUCUCCGGGCGCCGCUGCGAGCUCUUCGCCGACCGCGCCUCCACCGCGCCCGGCGAGCACACGCAGGACGGCUUCCAGUGGGCGGCGGUGUCGCUGGCCGUGGGGCUGGUGGCGCUCCUGGUGCUGCUGUGCAUGGUGGGGCUGGCCCUAAGGCACAUCCACGCGCACGCCCAGCGCGAGCGGGGCGACUCGGAGACUAUGAACAACCUGUCCAACGCACAGAGGGACAACCUGAUCCCGGCGUCCCAGCUCAAGAACACCAACCAGAAGAUCAGCCUGGAGGUGGACUGUGAUUCGGAGAAAUCGAACUUUAUCCAUAAAAACUAUCACUUGGACUCUUACAACUCGAAAUCAAAGGAGUUCAAGGAUGAAAAGUCGCAGGAUGACAAAAGUCUUAUUUAUGACAAGUGUUUAGAAGAUAAAAUGCCCUUGAGAAGAAUGUACAGUGAAAAGCCGGAGUGUAGGAUAUCAACGAUAUGCUCCUCGAGAGACUCCAUGUACCAGUCGGUAUUUGUUAUAGCAGAGGAAAGGAGGGAAUGCGUCAUAGCAACCGAGGUGUAAACUGUGAGAGGGUCUGAAAGCCACAGGGACGAGGGACAAGACACAAUCAAGGCAGAAUGUAAUAUUCUGGAUUGUUUACAAAUGCUGAGAGGAGACCGGGGAUGGUUUCAGUUGUCCACUGCUGCUCUGGAACACUUGAGAAAUCUCAGCUCUGCGAACUAAGAAACUUUAUGUCGACCAAGUGUUUGUAUGCAAAAACAAAAAUGUACAGUGAAGGACCUCUCAGUUGUAAGAAUGGCUUGACGGACUGACAAAAAGACUUGUUAAUCAAGGUGUGAGGACGGACUGAGCUUCGGUGAAUUAUUAAUUUAUAACUUUGGCCGUCCUGGACAGUGAAAGGAGGUGAAGGUGGAUCAUCGUCCCUCAUACCUGACCCGGCCGUCUGUGAUAAUCAUGGUGACUCUGAAAGCCAACCAAUUAGUUAAAAAGGUGCCUAAAGAUUUGACCCCCCACCGACCCCCCUACACACACACACACCCUCCACUGCCAGCUUCGCCUGCUAUGCAAGACUCAGGGUCGAGACAAAGGAGCUCACCCACCAGCACAAUCCAACCUCCGAACACUGAGAAUUAUGAAUGUCUGAAACUAAUCUUCAGCUGUCAAUCACACGAAAAAUGGCUGGUCGGACUUUUCCAUUCAACGGUGAAGAUUGUAUGCAGCUCCAAAUUCACUAGAAGCCUUAAAAAUAGGGGGUUUGAAUGAUAAAUUUGUGCCCUUGUCUGUCCUUGGAUCGUUUGCACUACAACACAACACGGGAAAACUGCUUUUUAAUCAACCAGGAUUCGAAGAGAAAAACCACAGGAGCAAGAGCCUGAGCUGUGCCAGCAAGAUCCAAGCGAAGAGUAAAACCCAGGGAGAAAGACUCUCACACCACUGCCUGCCUAUAAUAAAAUUCAAAAAACACAGAACCAAUAAUGUAAUUUUUUAAAAUGAUUAUUUCCAGAGUUUAAUUUAAAUAUGGCACACUGUUCUUUAUAUGUUUUAUAAUAUUAUUUUGUAUAUAAUGCAUAUUUAUAAGGACCAAACUUCUGAAGAAUAAAACUUCCUUGAAAAUUUGAUGUCAGUAAAUGAGAAAGGAAAUUAUUUUUGAGGUGUUUUGAAAUAAUGAAACUGAUUACCAAUAAUGA
Betta splendens (Siamese fighting fish) is the source of this 3595-nucleotide messenger RNA. RefSeq names its product delta-like 4 (Drosophila) (gene dll4). Gene Ontology annotation, biological process: multicellular organism development; Notch signaling pathway; establishment or maintenance of epithelial cell apical/basal polarity. The transcript is spliced from 11 exons. Gene Ontology annotation, cellular component: protein-containing complex; plasma membrane. Gene Ontology annotation, molecular function: calcium ion binding. The record is from RefSeq and is a predicted model, not a curated record. NCBI's taxonomy places the organism in Eukaryota, Metazoa, Chordata, Actinopteri, Anabantiformes, Osphronemidae. Bases 396 to 2468 code for a protein of 690 amino acids.